GCUCGUUGAUUUCAUCCCCCCCUCCCCCCCCGCGCGCCGUCCCUCUUUUCUUUUGCGCCGGGCGCACAUCUGGGACCCGCGGCGAAUGGUUUCCUGGCUUUACCGGGGAUGCGGACACCGCCGGGCUUUAGGUUUCUUUCCCCCACCCUUAAGGAAUGGAGACCUGUCAGUUCUCAUUAGCGCGCAUUCACGGUUGGGGACGGUCAUCGCAGGGGUGUGGUCAAGCAGCGAAGCGCCGGCUGGGCCCGAGAGUUUGCGCCUGCGCCCGGGUUGGGGAAUUUGUCGUGCUCGGGCAUUCCACCCCCCCCCCCCCCCCCCCGUCCCCCAGUGUUUAGAGAUCAGAGGGGGCACCCUCGCUUAGGGAUUGAGAGAGCGGGGAUCUGCUUGACAUUAGACCUGCACGGCCCUGGAGGGUGGCCGCUGGCCUCUCGGGACUGUGGAGCACUUGGUGUGUGGCUAGACCCAGGUCGAUCGUUUAGAAAGUGGAUGUGCGGGGUAACAUGUCCAGUGUGUCCGAAGAGAGAAGAAAAAGGCAGCAGAACAUUAAGGAAGGACUGCAGUUUAUCCAGUCACCGCUGUCAUAUCCAGGGACACAGGAACAAUAUGCGGUAUAUUUACGUGCUCUUGUGAGAAAUCUUUUUAAUGAAGGAAAUGAUGUUUAUCGGGAACACGAUUGGAACAGCUCGAUAAGCCAGUACACAGAAGCUCUGAAUAUAGCUGGUUAUGCAAAGUCGGAAGAAAUUGUCAUCCCUAAAGAAAUAAUUGAAAAACUGCAUAUAAAUCGUAUUGCUUGCUAUUCUAAUAUGGGUUUGCACGAUAAAGUUUUAGAAGACUGUGACACAGUGCUCAGUUUAAAUGCCAGUAACUGCAAAGCUCUGUAUCGGAAAUCUAAGGCUCUCAGUGACUUAGGAAGAUACAGAGAGGCUUAUGACUCCGUAGCAAAGUGCUCCUUGGCGGUGCCUCAGGAUGAACAUGUGAUCAAACUAACUCAAGAACUAGCUCAGAAAUUGGGAUUUAAAAUACGAAAAGCGUAUGUUAGGGCUGAGCUCGCGUUAAAAUCCGUUCCUGGGGACGGGGCUACCAAGGCUUUGAGCUGUUCUGUGGAAGAUAUCGAGCCAGAUUUGUUAACUCCGAGGCAGGAAGCAGUUCCUGUCGUCUCUGUGCCUGCGUCCAGUUUCUCCCACCAAGUCGGAAGUGAGCUGGCCUCAGUUCCUAUCAUGCCCUUACCCUCUAUGCUGCCCCUGCAAGUGGACGAGAGCCCCCUGCCAUCGGCGGUGUUGGCAAAUGGAGGAAAGGCCCCCUUCAGCAUGCCGGAACCUUUUCUGGAUGACGGAGAUAUGGUCCUCGGCGAUGAAAUAGAUGACCUUCUUGAUUCGGCACCUGAGGCCAAUGAAACUGUUAUGCCGUCAGCUUUAGUCCGAGGAGCCCUUCCCUCAGCCAGUGUCCCCCCUAGCAUGCCUUUCUCGGCAUCUCUGUUGGGCACCUUGCCCAUUGGUGCGAGGUAUGCCCCUCCGCCCUCCUUCUCAGAACUGUAUCCACCUUUGACCUCAUCCUUGGAAGAUUUCUGCUCUUCUUUGAGUUCAUUUUCAAUGAGUGAUUCCAAGCGAGAUGUGCCCACCUCAACUUCUAGAGAGGGAACAGCGCUUAGCGGCAGUAAUUCCUCCCUUUUACUUAUGAAUGGACCAGGCAACUUGUUUGCUUCUGAGAGUUUCCUGGGAAUUUCAAGCCACCCUAGAAAUGACUUUGGAAACUUCUUUGGAAGCACAGUUACUAAACCACCUUCAUCCGUGACCCCAAGACACCCCCUUGAAGGAACCCAUGAACUGAGACAAGCUUGUCAGAUGUGUUUUGUAAAAUCAGGCCCUAAGUUAAUGGAUUUCACUUACCAUGCUAAUGUAGAUCAUAAAUGUAAGAAAGAUAUUUUAAUUGGUAGAAUAAAGAAUGUUGAAGAUAAAUCAUGGAAAAAAAUACGCCCAAGACCAACAAAAACAAAUUAUGAAGGACCUUAUUAUAUAUGUAAAGAUGUUGCUGCUGAGGAGGAAUGUAGAUAUUCAGGCCACUGCACAUUUGCUUAUUGCCAAGAAGAGAUAGAUAUCUGGACACUGGAGCGGAAAGGGGCGUUCAGCAGAGAGGCUUUCUUUGGUGGCAAUGGAAAGAUCAACCUCACUGUAUUCAAACUUCUCCAAGAGCAUCUUGGAGAGUUUAUAUUCCUCUGUGAGAAAUGUUUUGAUCAUAAGCCUAGAAUGAUAAGUAAAAGAAAUAAAGAUAAUUCUACUUCUUGUUCUCACCCGGUUACAAAGCAUGAGUUUGAAGACAAUAAGUGCCUUGUCCACAUCUUGCGAGAGACAACGGUAAAAUACUCCAAAAUACGUUCUUUUCAUGGUCAGUGUCAGCUUGAUUUAUGUCGCCAUGAGGUCCGGUAUGGCUGCUUAAGGGAAGAUGAGUGCUUUUAUGCGCAUAGUCUUGUAGAACUGAAAGUCUGGAUACUGCAAAAUGAAACCGGUAUCUCACACGAUGCCAUCGCUCAAGAAUCUAAACGAUACUGGCAAAAUCUGGAAGCCAGCGUACCUGGGGCUCAGGUACUUGGCAACCAGCUAAUGCCUGGAUCUCUUAAUAUGAAGAUAAAAUUUGUGUGUGCUCAGUGUCUGAGAAAUGGUCAAGUCAUUGAACCAGACAAGAACAGAAAAUAUUGUAGUGCAAAAGCAAGGCACUCGUGGACCAGAGAUCGGCGCGCGAUGAGAGUGAUGUCCAUCGAACGUAAGAAGUGGAUGAACAUUCGUCCUCUCCCCACAAAGAAACAAAUGCCUUUACAGUUUGAUCUGUGCAAUCAUAUUGCUUCCGGGAAGAAGUGUCAGUAUGUUGGGAACUGCUCGUUUGCUCAUAGCCCCGAGGAGCGGGAAGUGUGGACGUACAUGAAGGAGAACGGCAUACAAGAUAUGGAGCAGUUUUAUGAGCUCUGGCUAAAGAGUCAAAAAAAUGAAAAAAGCGAUGAUGUAGCCAGUCAAUCAAACAAGGAGAACGGAAAACAAAUCCACAUGCCGACAGAUUACGCUGAAGUUACUGCCGACUUUCACUGCUGGAUGUGUGGGAAGAACUGCAACAGUGAGAAGCAGUGGCAAGGCCACAUCUCCUCGGAGAAGCACAAGGAGAAGGUGUUCCACACCGAGGACGAUCAGUACUGCUGGCAGCACCGCUUUCCGACAGGGUAUUUUAGUGUUUGCGAUAGGUAUAUGAACGGCACCUGCACAGAAGGAAGCGGCUGUAAGUUUGCACACGGCAACGCCGAGCUCCACGAGUGGGAAGAGCGGAGGGACGCCCUAAAGAUGAAGCUCAACAAAGCAAGAAAAGAUCACUUAAUCGCCCCAAAUGAUAAUGACUUUGGAAAAUAUAGUUUUUUGUUUAAAGAUUUAAACUAAUAUGCUGGCUUUUAUGUAUGUUACCUAAUCAGAGCAUCGACCAGAAAAAAAUGGAAAGUGUUCUCAGGCACGUGGCAGAGAAGCCGCAGACUUUCUGCUUGUAUUGGCGUCUAUCGUACCUCCUGAGCAGCAACCCACAGUAGGUAGGAAAACGGGCUGUUUGACAGGUCUGGCCAUGCUCUCGUGGCAUCAUUGGCAUCGCAUGGCGAAGUGACCGCUACCCGGUUGCCAUCUGUUGAACAGACUUUUGGAUGAAGCGUGUUGGGGAAGAGGAUGAGGUUGUGUCUAAGACGACUCCUUGAGUUGGUCCUUUGGAUCAGAACCGCGGCGGUGAGAGAGUAGACACUAGGGCCAGAAUACAUGAUGGAUGAAAUUCUUCACAGGUUUGAAACGGAACGACUUUGUUUAAUAUAAUAAAGUUUGCUACUUAUCUGUACGUAGGUUGCUAAAAAGGAUUUUCUUAACUCAGAUUUUAAGCCAAAUAACCAUUUAACACUAGUACAUGUUAAAUGGGGUAUUUUUCUGUAUUUGUAUGUUUCACUAUAAUAAGGGAACUAAGGAUAAUGUGCAUUGAGAAUAUUUUGAAAAAUAAUCAGUCGACUCAAAUUUUAUUUCUUGGUCUUUUGCUGUUUAAACGAUGAUUUUGAAAGAUUACACUUGUACUGUUGGUAUUGUGUAGUGUAUGGACCAAUAUUGCCUGUAAUAAACAUUUUAUAUAUAGAGGU
This is a messenger RNA of Prionailurus viverrinus (fishing cat), 4141 nucleotides long. It is a transcript of the gene ZC3H7A, whose product is annotated as zinc finger CCCH-type containing 7A. Lineage: Eukaryota; Metazoa; Chordata; Mammalia; Carnivora; Felidae. Gene Ontology annotation, biological process: miRNA processing. The transcript has 23 exons. Gene Ontology annotation, molecular function: miRNA binding; metal ion binding; protein binding. The coding region runs from base 501 to 3416 and encodes 971 amino acids. The record is from RefSeq and is a predicted model, not a curated record.